Cynocephalus volans (Philippine flying lemur) is the source of this 2523-nucleotide messenger RNA. RefSeq names its product leucine rich repeat containing 39 (gene LRRC39). The record is from RefSeq and is a predicted model, not a curated record. The transcript has 9 exons. Gene Ontology annotation, molecular function: protein binding. The coding region runs from base 215 to 1219 and encodes 334 amino acids. Lineage: Eukaryota; Metazoa; Chordata; Mammalia; Dermoptera; Cynocephalidae.
AUUUCACUUGGUUACAGCUUGACUGAGGAUUUUAAUCAUUUGGAACCACACUGCAAAAAAACUCCCCCUGCAUUCAACUGUUAGCUGAUAAUCACUAACUUUGGGCAUGUCAACUUUGGCAUCCAGCAACAAUGGUCCUUUCUGAGAUGUCAUCUGUGAUUCAGCUGUUUAGAACAUAAUGAAGUUGGUAACUCUUUGACAAUGUGGAGGAAUCAUGACAGAAAAUGUGGUUUGUACUGGGAGCGUCAAUGCUGUAAAGGAAGUUUGGGAAAAAAGAAUAAAGAAACACAAUGAAGACCUGAAGAGAGAGAAGGAAUUUCAACACAAGCUAGUGCGUAUCUGGGAAGAAAGAGUAAGCUUAACCAAGCUAAAAGAAAAGGUCACCAUGGUAGAUGGAAGAGUUGUUUUGAAGAUAGAAAAUGAGGAAUGGAAGACCCUUCCUUCUUCUCUACUGAAACUGAAUCAGCUACAGGAAUGGCAGCUUCAUAGAACUGGUUUGUUAAAAAUUCCUGAAUUCAUUGGAAGAUUCCAGAACCUCAUUGUGUUAGAUUUAUCUCGAAACACAAUUUCAGAGAUACCUCGAGGAAUUGGACUGCUCACUGGACUUCAGGAACUGAUUCUUAGCUACAACAAAAUCAAGUCUGUCCCCAAGGAACUAAGUAAUUGUGCCAGUUUGGAGAAACUAGAACUGGCUGUUAACAGAGAUAUAUGUGAUCUUCCACAAGAGCUCAGCAAUCUGUUAAAACUUACUCACCUUGAUUUGAGUAUGAACAACUUUACUACAAUCCCUCCUGCUGUGUUAAACAUGCCUGCCCUUGAGUGGCUGGACAUGGGAAGCAACAGACUAGAACAACUUCCUGACACUAUUGAAAGAAUGCAAAGUCUGCAUACAUUAUGGCUGCAACGGAAUGAAAUAGUAUGCUUGCCAGAAACAAUCAGCAAUAUGAAAAAUCUGGGUACUAUUGUUCUUAGCAACAAUAAACUGCAAGAUAUUCCAGUAUGCAUGGAGAAAAUGGUGAAUCUGAGGUUUGUCAACUUCAGAGACAACCCACUGAAAUUGGAAGUAACACUUCCUCCCAGUGAGAACAUAGAUGAAGAGGAUCGGGAAUUAUUUGGCCUUCAGUUUAUGCACACAUACAUACAGGAGUCUCGGAGAAAAGCAGAUCACCAAGUCAACUGUUUGACUACUUUACCAAUUCCUACAAAUACUGAUGGAUAAUGUAAUUCAAGAUGGCCUGCUGAAGAGGAUUAUUUUGGGAAUUUGGUGAAUUCUCUAAUGUUUGGACUUCUGAAGUAAAAAACAAAGCUAUUACCGAAAGUUUAAUGAGGCCAUAGCAUUUUUUAAAGUCCCUAUUAUCUGCUAUUUAAAUUAUAUUUUUGUGAAUAUAAAAAUAUAAUUAAAAAAAUUUUGUUUGGUGGAAGACAGAUGAUGUUCAAAUUUCUUUUCCAUUAAGCACUUGUUUCUGGUGACGAAGAAUGAUUAGGUAAAGCGGUUAACAAUACAUUUUCCAAAGACACCAGAGGGUCAAUAUAAUACUGCAAAGCAGGACUGAAUCCCUUCUGCUGUAAAUACUGAAUUCGGCCUUGGUCAAUCAGCAAUUUACAAAGAUGCCCAAUUUUCUUCUUUUCUUCAACAGUAAGAAGCCUAAAUUGAGUAAACACACAGAACAUUAUUAAAAAAUUAUUGUAGUUACUUGUAUUUAUUGAGAAGCUGCUAAAUAACCCACAUUAUACAUAGGUGCUAUGUCCCAUGCUUUCAAACACAUUUUGUUUAUGACAAUAAAAAUGUGUAUAUUUUAACUUAUUCUAAAAUUAGAUUGUAAAAUAUAUUUUCAUGAAUAAAUUGUUGGUAAUAGUUAUCUAACAAGAAAGUACAGCAACAAUGAAAUAUUUCUCCUUUAGUGUUGCACAUUACAAAAGUAAUCACUUACCCAGGCAAAUCAGUGAUGUCAUCUGUGAUUCUGUAUCCUCCAUCAUCAUGCUUUUCAUUAUCAUCAUGCUGAUUAUCUUUUCUCUUUGUGAUAAUAUUUGAGGCUUCCAAAGAUGUUUUCCGCAUUCCACAAGUUGCCCAACUACUCAUUCGCUGGAAAUAGUGGAAUUCUACUGCUCCGAGGCCUAGAGCCCUGAAAUAUUCUUUGCCCACAUAAUGUCUCCAAUCACACCUGUGGUGACAACAGAGUGCAAUAACAAUGCCAGCCACAGGGGUCCACUUCUCUGGGACAUUUUUUUCAUUUCCUUCCUUGGCCAAAGUGUUAAUUUCAUUUUCUGUUUUAUCAUUCUUUAUGCGUUUGGCUAAAGGUUCUUCAUUCCUUUCCUCACAACUGGCAGCAUAGGUUUCAACCAAACAUCGUAAUGCAAGAUCUGCAAACACAAUUAUGUGGCCCCCCAAACCACAUUGUUUUUAAAAAUAAAUAUUUUUACAUUUAUUAAGCAGUAUGGCUUCCAAAAACCCAACAACAAAAACACAAAAACCUACUUAGCUUUAUACUUGUAAUAAUCCUAUCAUGAAUUAUCAACUUUGUU